Molecule: messenger RNA, 1032 nt
Organism: Xiphias gladius (swordfish)
Lineage: Eukaryota; Metazoa; Chordata; Actinopteri; Istiophoriformes; Xiphiidae
Product: E3 ubiquitin-protein ligase TRIM35-like
Molecular function (GO): zinc ion binding
Source: RefSeq, a predicted model, not a curated record
AUGUCUUCAGUAUCACAGGGGGAGCUCUCCCCUCCUGUCUGCCAUGACGUCUUUAAAGAUCCUGUUGUCCUGUCAUGCAGCCACAGCUUCUGUAAAGACUGUCUGCAGGGAUGGUGGAGAGAGAAACUAUGGGAGGUGUGUGCAGUCUGUCAGCAAAUAUCUCCGCAGAGUUAUCCACCACAUCACUUGGCGUUAAAGAACCUGUGCGAGAGCUCCUUACUGGAGAGGGAUCAGAGAGCUUCAGCAGGGCUGCAGGGACUGCUUCUCUGCAGACUGCACCCCGAGAAGCUCAAACUCUUCUGUCUGGACCAUCAGCAGCCAGUGUGUGUUGUGUGUCUGCAUUCCAAAACACACAACAACCACAGAUUCAGACCAAUCGAUGAAGCUGCACGGGAUCCCAGAGUUGGGCUACGGAAAUCCCCGAAGCCCUUACAAGAGAAACUGAAGCUGUUUGAACAAGUUAAAGGAAACUGGGAUCAGACAGCAGAACACAUUGAGGCCCAGGCCCGACACACAAAGAGGCAGAUUAGGGAGCAGUUUAAGAAGCUCCGCCAGUUCCUACAAGAGGAAGAGGAGGCCAGGAUCGCUGCUCUGAGGGAGGAAGAGGAGCUGAAGAGUCAGAUGAUGAAGGAGGAGAUUGAGGCUCUGAGCAGAGAGAUAGCAGCUCUUUCAGACACAACAAGAGCCACAGAGGAGGAGCUGAGAGCUGACGACGUCUCAUUCCUGCAGAACUACAAGGCUGCAGUGGAAAGAGCCCAGCAGCGCCCCCUGCUGGAUGAUCCACAGCUGGUCUCGGGAGCUCUGAUAGACGUGGCCAAAGAUCUGGGCAACCUGACCUUCAACAUCUGGAACAAGAUGAAGGAGAGGGUCUCCAACACUCCUGUGAUUCUGGAUCCAAACUCUGCUCAUCCAGAACUCAUCCUGUCUGAUGACCUGACCAGUGUGAGUCAUGAACAGAUACAUCCAGAGAAGUUCGAUUCCUCUCAAUCUGUUCUGGGAUCUGAGAGCUUUAGUUCAGGAAUUCACUGCUAG